AUGAAUAACACGUUACCUGCAGGUAGGAAACCUGAUGUCAAGAAGAAGCUGGUUGUAACUGGUGAUGGUGGAUGUGGGAAGACGUGUUUGUUGAUUGUUUACGCAGAGCAUAGAUUUCCUGAGGAAUACGUCCCCACUGUUUUUGAAAAUUACGUCUCGUAUCCAACAUUUGAUGGCAAGAUAGUUGAGUUGGCGUUAUGGGACACGGCUGGUCAAGAGGAAUACGACAGGUUGAGACCAUUGUCAUAUCCAGAAUCCGAUAUUAUUCUCAUAGUUUUCUCGAUUGAUUACCCAACAUCUUUGGAGAACGUCAAGGAUAAGUGGUUCCCUGAAGUUUCUCACUUCUGCUCAGGAGUUCCAAGGAUAUUAGUCGGUACAAAGAUAGAUUUACGACAAGAUCCAGAGACAAGAAGAAUGUUAAGUAUGCAAGGUUUGAAACCAGUAUCAUACGAGCAAGGUGUCGCUGUAUCUAAAGAGAUCGGUGCGGCCAAGUACAUUGAGUGCUCAGCGAAGAAAUCUCAAGGUGUGAUUGAACUGUUUGAUCAAGCGCUUAAGGAAUCGAUGAAAGGCAAGCUGACUAAAUUUGUGAAGAAGCGCAGGAAUUGCGUCGUGUUGUAA
This is a messenger RNA of Wallemia ichthyophaga EXF-994, 618 nucleotides long. RefSeq names its product GTP-binding protein RHO1. NCBI's taxonomy places the organism in Eukaryota, Fungi, Basidiomycota, Wallemiomycetes, Wallemiales, Wallemiaceae. The transcript is spliced from 4 exons. The coding region runs from base 1 to 618 and encodes 205 amino acids. The record is from RefSeq and is a predicted model, not a curated record. Gene Ontology annotation, molecular function: GTP binding; GTPase activity. Gene Ontology annotation, biological process: small GTPase-mediated signal transduction.